Messenger RNA from Daktulosphaira vitifoliae (grape phylloxera), 2786 nucleotides. RefSeq names its product zinc finger protein 165-like. The transcript has 8 exons. The coding region runs from base 684 to 2660 and encodes 658 amino acids. The record is from RefSeq and is a predicted model, not a curated record. Gene Ontology annotation, cellular component: nucleus. Lineage: Eukaryota; Metazoa; Arthropoda; Insecta; Hemiptera; Phylloxeridae.
UGCCCCUACCUUUAACUCCGUGUAUGUGUGUACCUAUGUGUAUGUAUAACGUGUUGGCUAUACGUUUUCAUCCCGACUUGGGUUGGUGGUGCGUCCCUCUCCUAAAGGAUCUAUUUUGUUGACAUCGUACUUGCUGUUACGGGCAUGGUUGUGUUUUAAAAUUUAUUUUUCAACGUAAGCCGUUUCUUGUCUUCCUACAUCACGGUGUGACGUUGGUCCGUCAACAUUCUGUUGUAAUAUUUGAUAUCGGCUGUACAUUAUUUUUUUAAUCAUGACUCAAUUUCAAAAAUUGAUUUCAAAAAAAUUAAAUGUACACAAAUACUAUGUGCCUGAGAAAGUAGCUUUUUAUUGUUAAGUAGGUCUUGUCAGUGCACAGCGCGCGCACAAUAUACACACACGCACACGAAUAUACAUCCUGGUUCUUAAGAAUAAUACAAUUUUUUUCUUCAUUAUAUACGCGACUGAGUAGAAAGUGAAAGCAGCAGGCAGUUGGUGAUUGUCAAUGAUUGUGUGUGCGUGUUAAGAGUGUAUGUGAUUUACUUGUUACAUUCCGUUGUCAAUUUCGUUUUAAUGACUUUUUCGAUCAUUUUGUUAAUUAGUUUAUUACAAUAGUUAUUUAGUGACUGGUUGACGAAAAUUUUGUGGUCAUUUAAUUGCCUGGAUGGGGUGUAUAUCACCAUCAUAUGGAUAACAUUGAAGAGACAAUGAAUACAGGGAGUUAUCCUACUUUUGUGACCGCUACGCCGGUUUCUUCUUUUAAUACCUGCUCAAGUGGUAACAUUACUCAGGGAAACACAGGCAACAAAUAUACAAAUGUUCAGCAACAAACUGCUACAGUUAAUGCUAGUUCUGUAGUUAAUACCUCCAAUACAAGUGGACAAGUAGUUGCAUUAUUAAAUAGUGAUGAAGCUGGUGUUACUUAUUUAAGACCACUUGAUUCAAAUGGAUUUGCAGUUAAUUUGGCUGGUGUUGGAUCUUCCAGUCAACAAGGCCAAAUAUUCACAAUUCCUAUUACGGUUCCUGGUUCAAAACCUGGGGAGCAGAGCCAAACAAUACAAAUUCAAGUUGUGGGGCAAGGUGGUAUAUCGGGUGACAAACUUUUACCUAUGUUUGGUCCAGUAUUACAGUUAGCUGCAUAUAAUCAGCAAUUACAAGACACUAAUGGAAGUAUUCAGCUUCAAAUACAACAGGAAGGAGAUGGUUCAAAUGACCAAAUUCAUAAUAAUAAUAAUGAUUCAAUGCAAUCAUCAGACUUACUUCAAGAUGUUCAAGACGACCAAGAAAUAAUUCAAGAUGUUAAACCAGUAAUAAUCGAACAAAGUGGUACAGACACCAGUGGCAUACCAUUUCCUCUAGCAGUAGUAGUUAAUCAAGAUAUGGUAGUGCGAAGAAACCAAUUAGACAAUAAAAUGAUCAGCGAACAAAAAGAUAACCAGACGGAUAAAAGACUUAGGCUUCAAAAUGAACAAGAUUCUGGUAAUCAAUAUGUUAUGUAUUCUUCUAAUACAAGUAAUUCUGUGUCUUUGGCUGACUAUAUAUCAAUGAAUCAUGAUAAUUUACCAUUGGGUCAUUUUUUAAAAUUUUCUCCUGACAACAGUAAAAGAGAAAAUAUGGAGUCAUCUGGAACCCAUGAUGAUGGAAAUAGUGAAAUGGUAGUAUACGAGGAUACUAGUAGUCAAGAUAAAGGUAAAAGGAAAAAAAAGUACAAAAAAAAGCCACCUGCUGCUAGAAAGCCACGUCCUGGUCAAAUACACAUUGCUACAGCUUUAGAUGGUACAUUACUGUUUUGCUGUCCAGAAUGUAGUAUGGCAUAUCCAGAUAAAGAAAUGCUUGAACAACAUUUAGUUGCCCAUAAAAUAGAAAGAAGGUUUAUUUGUGACCUUUGUGGAGCUGGACUGAAAAGAAAAGAGCAUUUAGAGCGUCAUAAAUUAGGUCAUAACCCUGAACGUCCAUUUGUGUGUAAUGUUUGCUGCAAAGGUUUUAAGCGAAAAGAGCAUCUAAAUUUACAUGCAGUUAUUCAUUCUGGUGUCAAAACUGAAGUAUGUCCUGACUGUGGCAAAGGAUUUUAUCGUAGGGACCAUUUAAGAAAACACACUCAGAGUCAUAUUACUAAACGUCUAAAAGAAGAACAGGCUGCUCUUCAACAAAUGGCUGAUCAAGUGUCAACAUCUGAUCAUCAAAAAUUAUCUAUCCCUGAACUUGUACAAAAUACAAAUCAUUCAGGACCUAUCAUUAAUGUAGCACAUCAAGAAAUGAUAAUUGAUGCUGUAGCUAGUGGCAGAACUAGUACUCCUAGUCCUCCUAAUGACAACCAAAUUGUUAUAACUAAAGGUGACCAAAAGCUAACAGAACAAGAGCUCUUAAUGUUACAACAACAACAAAUUCAGCAGCAACAACAGAUUCAGCAACAACACCAACAACAAAUUCAAAUACAAAUCCAACAGCAACCUAGUAGUCCCAGUUUAGCUCAACAAGAAAUGAUAAUUGAAGCUGUAAGUGGACAGCAACAUCGAAGUCCAUCACCAGCACAUGUUGAACACCAUCAAGUGAUUAUUACCAAAUUGGAGUCAAAUGAGGAAAGUAAAGAAGGUGAUAGUAUUGUUUUAACUCAAUCUGAUGCUAGAGAAGCCUUAGAAUUACUGCAACAUCAGCCUCAAUGACCUUCGAUUUCAUAUAUUAUUGUGAAUAUCAAACAAGAACCACCAUGAAAUAAGGGUAUACUACAACAAAAUUGGUUUAUUAAUGUUUCAUAACUUUUAUUAUUGGACUUAAAAAUCUAAAAUGAA